GAGAAAAGGACACUGAAGGGUCCUUUGAGGUGGGCGUACAUUUCGUGCACUGCGCCUUUAAGAAGCAGCGCUUCUCUGAUUGGUUCUCCUAUGUUCAUGCUCUCUUCCUCCUCUCUGAAGUUACGGCAGUGCUGUCCUGAUCUUUAGACAAGUGGCUUAGGUACAGAACAUAAGUUUGUCUGGCGCCAAAUACAUUGAGAAAAUGGCAGAGGACAUCCCAGACCUUCCCAGUGGUCCAUUGGACAUCUAUAGGAAGAAAGCAUCAUUCAACUGGAAGGACAUGAUGCGUUUUCUAGAUGGCGAAGAAAUCAUUGCAUUCAAGCAACACGUGUUCCAGACUCUGGAAAAUGACCCACUGUUUGCCCGGCAGCCGGGUGAGGAUAUUCCUCUGGAGCAGAUGAGAGAGAUCACUUUUCGUCGCUGUAAACAGUUAUUUAAAUACAAGUUUCUGACACAAGAUGAAAUCGUGCAGAACCCCUUCAAGUUGACAACAUUGAAUGACUGCCUGGGAAUGUACGACUGGUCUUUAGGAGCAAAGUUUAACCUUAACAAAGGGCUGUAUGGAGCCACGGUGGCAAACACGGGAUCUCGGAGGCACAAGAAAUUUGUGCAGGACAUUGAGAAUAUGAUGGCAUUUGGCUGCUUUGCAUUAACAGAGCUGAGCCAUGGUAGCAACACACGAGCAAUGAGGACAACAGCUACAUAUGAUCCCAGCACUCAGGAAUUUGUGAUAAACACUCCAGACUUUGAAGCAGCAAAGUUCUGGGUGGGAAAUUUGGGGAAAUCGGCCACUCACGCGGUCCUGUUUGCCCAGCUGUACACACCGGAUGGAAAUUGUCAUGGCCUGCAUUCUUUUGUGGUCCAAGUCAGGGAUCCAAAGACCUUGCUUCCGAUGCCAGGUGUGAUGGUUGGAGACAUUGGAAAAAAACUGGGUCAUAAUGGUUUGGACAAUGGUUUUGCUAUGUUUCAUAAUGUGAGGAUUCCACGGGAAAACUUACUAAACAGAACAGGAGAUGUUUCGCCGGAUGGGCGCUACAUUUCCCCUUUUCAGGACCCCAAUAAGCGGUUUGGGGCAUCUUUAGGGGCUCUGUCAGCAGGCAGGGUGGGCAUUACCCGGAUGGCACUGGUCAAUUUAAAGCUGGCUAUGACUGUUGCUGUCCGUUUCUCUGCCACACGCAGACAGUUUGGGCCCAGAGAGGAUGAAGAGAUUCCAGUGCUGGAAUAUCAGCUACAGCAAUGGCGACUGAUUCCAUACCUGGCAGCAAUGUACGCGCUGGAGAUUUUCACAAAAUCCUUCAUCAUGAACUAUGUGGAAUUUCAGCUUGGUCUUAUGAUGAAGGACAAAAGUGACAGACAGGCUGAACUGGGCAGAGAGAUUCAUGCCAUAUCAUGCGCUAGUAAACCUCUAGGAUCGUGGAUAGCCCAGCGAUCCAUUCAGGAAUGUCGGGAAGCAUGUGGAGGACAUGGAUUCCUUGCAAUGAACCGCUUGGGAGACAUGCGCAACGACAACGACCCAAACUGCACGUAUGAGGGUGAUAACAAUGUUCUUCUACAACAGACCAGCAACUACCUGCUCAGCAUGCUUCAGCAAAUACAACAAGGUAAAGGAAAGAUUGAAUCGCCUCUUGAGACCAUAAACUUCUUAAAGGACAUGAGCAGCAUUCUGCAAAGCAAGUUCACAGCUGCCUCAGUGGAAGAGUGCAUGAACUCAGCCGUACCUCUGGCGGCAUAUAAGUGGCUUGUGUGUUUUCUGCUGGGUGAGAGCCAGGAGAAGCUGUUGCGUGAGAAAUCCUCUGGACUGGGAGACUUUGAGGCCCGAAACAACAGUCAGGUGUAUUACUGUCGUUCGUUGGCUAUUGCUUAUAUUGAACACAUGGUGCUGCAGCGCUUCCAUGACAUGGUUGAAGAUGAACAGACUCCAGCUGGUCUCAGAUCAGUUCUUGGGCGUCUAUGUGCUCUCUACGGCCUGUGGUCCAUCACCAACCACAUGGCCAUACUGUAUCAAGGAGGUUAUUUUUCUGGCCGACAACCGGUUGACUUCAUUCAGACAGCCAUUCUCACUCUGUGUGGGCAGUUAAAGGAUGACGCCGUGGCAUUGGUCGAUGUGGUUGCUCCUCCUGACUUCAUCCUACACUCACCCAUUGGCAAAGCAGAUGGUGAGCUUUACAAAAACCUGUGGUCCGCAGUCAUGCAGGGCAAGAAUGUUCUGGAACGGCCAUCAUGGUGGGCUGAGUUUUGUUCAGACAAACCUGUAGUUGGAUCGCUUAGAGCCAAGCUGUAACCCCUACCACUGGAGAACCAUUGCAGAUUUUUGUUCAUCUUUCUGCCUGUCAAGCUAAGCUAAACUGUAUUAAAAGAUAAGUUUGCAAUUCUGUCUUAAAUGCAAAGGGGAGAGUGGGGGCAAAAGUUAAUUUUUUU
Paramisgurnus dabryanus is the source of this 2418-nucleotide messenger RNA. It is a transcript of the gene acox3, whose product is annotated as acyl-CoA oxidase 3, pristanoyl. Gene Ontology annotation, biological process: fatty acid beta-oxidation using acyl-CoA oxidase; lipid homeostasis. NCBI's taxonomy places the organism in Eukaryota, Metazoa, Chordata, Actinopteri, Cypriniformes, Cobitidae. Gene Ontology annotation, molecular function: pristanoyl-CoA oxidase activity; fatty acid binding; FAD binding. The record is from RefSeq and is a predicted model, not a curated record. Gene Ontology annotation, cellular component: peroxisome.